Messenger RNA from Cryptomeria japonica (Japanese cedar), 1672 nucleotides. Its product is annotated as anthocyanidin 3-O-glucosyltransferase 7-like. Bases 16 to 1413 code for a protein of 465 amino acids. The transcript has 2 exons. NCBI's taxonomy places the organism in Eukaryota, Viridiplantae, Streptophyta, Pinopsida, Cupressales, Cupressaceae. Gene Ontology annotation, molecular function: UDP-glycosyltransferase activity. The record is from RefSeq and is a predicted model, not a curated record.
CUACAGAGCUAAGCUAUGGCUCCCCACGCUCUUCUCAUUCCUCUUCCUGCACAAGGUCACGUUAAUCCCAUGAUGCAGCUCGCCUGGAAGCUCGUCUCUAAUGAAUUCUUCGUCACUUUCCUCAACUCCGAUAGCAAUCAUAACCGCAUCCUCACAGCCAACACUCCAAAUUCCUUCUUUGAUAACAUCCGAAUGAUAUCCGUUCCCGUUGAAAUCGCGCCUAUUGAUACUCUGAAAGGCAUUGAAAAUGGAAUUGAGGCGUUGGCAAAGGACAUGGGGCCUUCUGUAAUUGAUAGAGUCAUUCAGGAAAUAAACGCCAGGGAAGAAGAAAACAAGGUCACCUGUAUAAUUGCAGAUGUCUGGAUGUGCUUUGGCUUGCAACCAGUAGCCACGCUCCAUAAACUUCCCCUAGCCGCUUUUCACACUUCUCCUGUUUCACUCUUCGCCAUGCGCUACUUUAGUGCCCAUCUGGUCUCGCUUGGCAUCCUUCAUUCUGAUGGAAUUGCAAAGGAAGAAAAAAAAAUGAAAUAUCUUCCCUGCAUGCCGGCGCUGCAUUCUGGAGAUCUUCCGUGGUUGUGGGCAGGCGAAUACAUGUUUCGGAAAGGGAUUCGCAUGGGAGAAGAAAUCAAGGCCAUCAAAUGGGUUCUCUUCAAUUCUUUCUCAGAGAUUGAAGCUCCAGUUGUGGAAACGUUGUCGAAAGAAGUGGGCGUUUAUCCAAUAGGUCCUCUAAUUCCUCUUGAGUUUCUCCAUAGCAGGACAAGCACGAAGGUCCUUCCAAGCUUCUGGAAGAAUGACACAGAUUGCUUACAGUGGUUAGAUAAACAGUGUGCACACUCUGUGAUCUACAUAUCUUUUGGAAGUUUGGCAGGUCUGAGCGAAAAGCAAUUGGAAGAGCUUGCUCUGGGAGUGGAGGCCACACGGAGACCAUUUUUGUGGGUUGUACGCUCCGAUCUAAUGAAAGGAAGCAAAGCUAUUUUUCCUGCUGGUUUCUUGGAGCGCGUGAGAGAUAGAGGUUGCUUAGUUUCGUGGGUGCCACAGUUAGAGGUGUUAACUCAUCCUUCCAUAGCCUGUUUUGUGACUCACUGUGGAUGGAACUCUGUACAGGAAAGCAUCACCAUGGGCGUGCCCAUGCUUUGUUGGCCUCAUUUUUCAGAUCAAUUUCUUAACCGCACGUAUGUUGUGGAAGUGUGGAAAUUGGGUCUGUCAUUCAAUGCGAAUAGCCAAGGAAUUAUAGAGCAGGGGGAAUUUGUGAAAAGUGUGGAGAUUUUGCUGGAAUCGGAACAAGGCCUGAAGAUCAGAGAGGAAGCGAAAAAAUUGAAGAUAAUUGCUAGGGAUGCAGUCAAGGACGGGGGCUCCUCAUCGAAUAACUUUAAUCUAUUUGUCACUGCCAUGAAGCGACAACCGAAUGAAUGACUUGCUCUGUUUUAUUUCUUUCGUUAUCCUGCAGAAAGGGAUCUGUUUUGUUUCAUUGCGUCUCGUGUCCUACUUUCCACAUAAUAGGUUAUGUUAUCCAUGCUGUUACAAAAUGUUCUUUCUUGUUCAGCAACCUGUUGUAAAAUCAAAACAAUGUUGUGUUAAAGGGUAUUUUGCUAAAAAUAGACCUUGACCAUGGUUUCAUUUUGUUAAACUCUUCAUGUAGAUAGUGAAGGGUGUAUUAAUUACUAAUAUAAAU